AACACUCAAAAAUAUAUUGUCUAGGCACAGAGGCUGUUUACGAAAAAUCAAUAAUUUUAUACACAUUAAAUAUAAAUGUGCGAAGCCCAAAACACAAAUACGAAGCAGCUUAAACGGAAUUUAGCACUAUAAAAAUGUAUGGCCUACCUCCAGCUGCGCUUGAUGUGAACAAUCAGCGCUUUCGACUACGUGAUAUUGACAACGAGCACAUCAUGUCAACUUUUGGAAAUAUUGGACACUCCUUGAGUAUAUCUGUGGAGAGAUUUAUAACGAUUGGUGAAAUAAUUGCAGAGGAAAAUACGGAUAUCAAAGUGGAUAUGUAUGAGGCGGCCAGAGAGGCGAGAGAUGCAGGAAAAUCGAUUGAACAGCUUUGUGAGCUUUCGCCUUUGAGUGGCAUGGAGGUUCGUCAUCAUAUCGAGCCCUUGAAGGAUUAUGGUGCCAUUAUAUUGGCAGCCAGAUCUCUACUAUCGUCUAUAACGCGAAUUUUACUGCUCGUCGAUAUUGUUGUGGUCAAGAAGUUGCUCACAGCAAAGAAGCGAGCAUCGGAGAGCUUAGAAAAGUUAGAGUCUGUUAUGAAUUUUACGGAGUUUGUGCGUGCGUUUUCUAUUUUUGGUACCGAGAUGAUCGAACUGGCUUACUUGACGGGACAUCAUCGUAACUCUUUUAAGGAGGAGCGCAGACGUGCUCAGAUGUUCUCGGCACGCCAAAUUCUGGAGAAGUCUAUAUCAAUUCUACUGACAUCGUCAAAGAAUAGUUUGAUACACAGCGAUUGCGUGAUAGUUAAAGAGAAUCGUGACACCGUCUUUUGUCAAAUUCGACGGGCCAUGGACUUGAUACAUUUCGUCAUAAAGGAUAGUAUUUUCGACUCGGCAAAGCACAUGGCCUUUCGCAAUGCGCGCUGCAAUUCGAACUAUGAGAACGAGAGCAUCUAUACGACAAUUAAGCGCAUUAUAAACCUCAUUAAGAAGUUCAAGCUGCAGUCGAUUCAGUACGACUGCAACAGCAACAAGGAGGGCAACAACAAUCCUGAUGCGUUGUAUUCUCUGUUCGAUGAUGAGGACUGGAAGAGCGAAAAGAACUUAGCUCCGACUGUGGGCAGUCAUAUGAUAAAGAAUACAAAUUUUAAGAAACACCUAACCUACGAGAGUCUGGACCUGCGGGAUGAGCUGUCCGUGGCGUUUGACAAGCUGUUCGAGAAGGCGCAUGACUUUACUGACUCGCCUUAUAUAAGUCAUGAGCAUCGGAAGAGCAUACUCAUCUACUGUGAGAACUGCAAGGUCGAGUUUGAAAUGUAUUUGAAUCUAUUGAUAAAGGAUCAGCACGAUAAUCGAGGGGUGGGCGCACCGAUCCAGAGCAGGGAUCCGGAGCUGGGCAUGCUCGGCAGUCUGCAGGAGUUGUGCAAGCAGCUUGUUAUAUCUGUGUCCAGUCAGAUCGCCGACUUCAACGAGUCGCUGAACGUUUGCAAGAAGAUUGUGAAAUCGUUUUAUGCCUUGGCCAUGGCACACGAUCUGGAGAACCUGAAUCAAUGCUCGGCGAAAUUUCACGACUGCUGCGAUCACAUUUUCGACAUUUGCAAAUUGUUGCAGCACAUCGCACCGACGGAAGGCCUGCAGGUGCAUGCCAAGUGCUUGGCAAUCAACCUGAGAAUCUACGGGCCACAGGUAUUUAUUGCCGCCAAGAUUCUGUGGAAGUACGCGAACAGCAGUGCAGCGAAUGAAAAUUUCGAAUCGUUUUUGGAAAUGUGGAAAUGGCUAAUCAACGAGAUCUCACUGAUUGCCAAGAAGAUUCUCGCAUCGGUGGACACAACCAAGGCGGACAUAGAUACCCAAAUGGAGAAAUGUGAGACAACAAUGAAAUCAUCGAAGCCUUAUGCCGCGCCCACGGAUGAGAGAGAAAUGGUCGAGUACGCCGGGCUGGAGGGUAAAAACAACGGCGAUGCAACUAAGUGGACGGACGAUCUAUCGGAUGAUAAUGAUAUUUUGAAACGAGCUAAAAAUAUGUCAGCUAUGGCUUUUCUGAUGUAUCAAUUUACCAAGGGCAGCGGUUCUCUAAGAACGACACAGGAUUUAUUUACACAAGCUGAAUACUUUGCUGAAGAAGCCAAUCGACUUUAUAAAGUUUUACGUCAUUUUUCAUAUCAGGUACCUGCAAGUGAUAACAAGAAGGAUCUUCUAAGUAUUUUAGAUAGAGUGCCGACUUGUGUGCAAGCUCUACAAUUUACUGUGAAAGAUCACACAGUCGGCAAAGCUGCGACAUUUGUGAAAGUUGAUCACGUCAUAAGGGAAACCAAAAAUCUUAUGAAUGUGAUAAACAAAGUUGUCUCGAAAUGUUUUGAGUGCGCAAAUAAGUACAAAUUAAAUUUAACUGGUAUUACGGGAGGACUCACGUCGGGCUCUGUGCGCGGCGAUGACAACGUCUCGGGCGGAAUGUGCGACUCGAAAGGAACAACCAGCAGCAGCGAGGGGAGCAUGUGACAUUAUGGAAUGGCUCGAAGAGCCAAGGGGGACGCCAGGCGGACGCGUGUAUCAUUCUUAUUGUUUUGAUCAUGGCUAAUAGCGAAAAGAAUUUAUCACUCUCAUUAUUACUUAGGUCUAUACAUUUGUUAACUAAUUCAAACUCUGUAUUUCGGCAGGCGACUGUCAAAGUGUAUGUUGUAACAUAUUUGUACUCUGUAAGAUACAUAUUUAUAUAUUUUACUAAUGCGAGAAACUAACUWACUAACACACACACAGACAUACACACAAUCAACCAUCAAUUAUAUAUUCACAAUUAAUGUACGUGCUUUUAAGUGAUCGAAUAAAGAUAAGUUGAUGUGCUUUUUUGAAAUU
Molecule: messenger RNA, 2828 nt
Organism: Drosophila arizonae
Lineage: Eukaryota; Metazoa; Arthropoda; Insecta; Diptera; Drosophilidae
Gene: alpha-Catr
Product: alpha-catenin related
Biological process (GO): Rho protein signal transduction; cell adhesion
Molecular function (GO): actin filament binding
Source: RefSeq, a predicted model, not a curated record